Molecule: messenger RNA, 3472 nt
Organism: Micropterus salmoides (largemouth bass)
Lineage: Eukaryota; Metazoa; Chordata; Actinopteri; Centrarchiformes; Centrarchidae
Product: cytoplasmic protein NCK2-like
Exons: 4
Coding region: 259-1458 (399 amino acids)
Biological process (GO): negative regulation of PERK-mediated unfolded protein response; negative regulation of endoplasmic reticulum stress-induced eIF2 alpha phosphorylation; positive regulation of endoplasmic reticulum stress-induced intrinsic apoptotic signaling pathway
Molecular function (GO): protein binding
Source: RefSeq, a predicted model, not a curated record
GGUGAUCGAUGUGGAGGCAGUCAGCCUGCGACAGAAAAACAAGCGAGGAUAGGUCGGGCAGUACACGACCAGUCCAUGUUUUAAAAGAAAGAAAUAUUGUGAAACCCAAGGAUAGGUGGAUUUAAACGUCAUUUCUGCCGCUUUUACGCGGGCUUAGUUACUUAUUGUUUGGUACGCGGGGUCUCGUUUUGGCGUGCUGAGUGUGUCGCCGCUUGCCCAUUCUCACUGGAGUGAACACUAAGGGGGACUCCAUGAAAGAUGACAGAGGAGGUGAUUGUUGUAGCCAAGUGGGACUACACAGCCCAGCAGGACCAGGAACUUGACAUCCGUAAAAACGAGCGUCUCUACCUCUUGGACGACUCAAAGACCUGGUGGCGUGUCCGCAAUGCCGGCAACCAAACGGGGUACGUGCCGUCGAACUAUGUCGAGCGCAAGAACAGCCUGAAGAAAGGCUCACUGGUGAAGAACAUCAAAGACACGCUGGGUUUGGGAAAAACUAAGAGGAAGACAAGUGCCCGUGAUACUUCCCCAACACCAAGCUCAGACACAGAGUACCCCUCCAAUGGCAGCGGGGGUGGCGUGGUGGGAGGAGGAGGAGCUGCUGAAAGAAUCUACGACCUCAACGUCCCCGCUGUGGUCAAAUUUGCCUACACAGCAGAGAGGGAUGACGAGCUGACCCUGGUGAAAGGCUCCAGGGUCGUCGUGAUGGAGAAGUGUAGUGACGGCUGGUGGCGGGGCAGUCAGGCGGGCCGCGUGGGCUGGUUUCCCUCCAAUUAUGUCCAGGAGGAGCUCGGAGGGGUGGAUGACAGAGGGGAGGGAGACUCCUCACAGGGCUACCAUGGAGGCUCCCAGGGUACUUUGUUGGCCAAUGGGCGUGCAGGCGUCCGUGAUGAAGUGCUCCACUUGGUUCAAACACUCUACCCCUUCAGCUCUGUGACAGAUGAGGAGCUGAACUUUGAAAAGGGAGAGGUCAUGAAGGUGUUGGAGAAGCCUGAGAACGACCCGGAGUGGUGGAGGUGUAAGAACUCACGUGGCAUGGUGGGCCUGGUACCUAAAAACUAUGUGACGGUGCUGGACGAGCGGCCGGGCCUGUCCUUCGCCACGCAGAGCUCCCCACAGAACCGCUCUGUGGCACCGGCACGCUCAGGGAAGUUCGCUGGGAGGGAUUGGUACUACGGCAACAUCACCAGACAACAGGCCGAGUGCAUACUCAACGAGAGAGGAGAGGAGGGCGACUUCCUUAUACGGGACAGCGAGUCAUCGCCCAAUGAUUUCUCUGUGUCUCUGAAGGCAUCCGGUAAGAAUAAGCACUUUAAAGUGCAGCAGGCGGACGGGGUGUACUGUAUCGGCCAACGCAAGUUUGGCUCCAUGGAUGAGCUGGUGGAGCACUACAAGAAAGCCCCCAUCUUCACCAGUGAGCAUGGAGAGAAGCUGUACCUGGUCAAAGCGAUGCUGUGAUUCACACAUCCUCACACCUACACUGGAGCUCACACACACACACAUAAUACUAAUGCCACUCCCUAACUGUCUUAACUCAAGCCUUAGCUCUGGACCCUCUUGCUGUGGCAUCUGUGCUACAUCCAGAUCCUCAGUCACUCCUCCAAGUUUGUAAGUCUGUCGCCCUCCAGUGGUGAUGGGGUGAAACAACCCAGUAGUUAACCCCAAGAUGGUGAGCACUGUGCAAGAAAUACUCAACUACAUCCUUCAUGUAAAGCCCAGUGCAUAAUAAGCCUCUGUCUCUUGGAUGUGCUGCUAACGGAACGCCUGAGGCCUUGUUUGGGGGUUGAGCUCUCCUUCUGAUGUCAUACUUAAUGUCCAUUUACUACCACGCAAUUUGUAGGUUACACCAUUGCUCUUAAUCCACACAUGAGGACAGACGUUUAACAGUUCAAAGAAGGACUCGAACAUCUGAGGGACCUUACUUUGGUGUUUUCCUGUCAAUUUGCUUGCCAUAGUUUUAGUUUGUUCAUUUAUUUUUAAAAGAAAUGCUUGUUCCUGAGUUAACGUUUUGUUUUUUUAAAGCAAAUUUAAAUUCCUCUCUGGAGGUUUGAAUCAUUGCAUCUUUCAUACAGUGACUUCACAAAGUGACCAGAAUCACUCUCUUGCCUUUUUUCUCCUAAUUUUCAUCAUUCCUCUACAUGAUUUGUCUUCUUCCUUGUCUGCACAGACUCAGUCAUAGUGAUGUUAUUGAAAAUCUGGAUACAUUCUUCCUGUAAUCUUUCUAGAAGGCAGUGGGGGAGCAUUAAUGCAAUAGGGGAGACCUCCAAUUUCCUGUAGAGUUUGAAUGUUUAUCAACGUAACCAAAUGUGCCACCCUGUACCCAUACUACUGGCUCCAGGUCUGCACUGCACUCACUAUACUUUGAUUUGUAGCUCUGUGCUCAUGCUUUAUAUGCAUCACACUGAACAUGUUCCACUUCUGUUCUCCAGUAUGUAUCUGUUGCCACGUGAGGAUACUGACUGAAGAAUAAUAAAAACCUUUUUAUUAACACUUGAGUAGUUACACUUGAUCUGCUCCAGCUCAUACACGUUAAUGCAGUACCUCUUUUAGAUAGUAGGUAGUAUUUGUCAAAGAUGAGAAUAUCUUUGUGUAUCUUGUGAUUGAAUCUUACAGGGAAAGUGUCAUACACAGAAAACUAUACAAUAUUUUAAAUUGUUGACUGAGACCCCAAAUACUAAAUUUAACUAGGAUGUGACUCUAAGCUCUACACUUUGAAUCAUCAUUCAUAGCUCAUCAAAUGAUUUGGAAAUACUUGUUACUAAUUCAUGAAACCAGGUCUGUCUACUAGUCCUUGAACGGAGUUUGGAGGAAGAGUCAUUUUUUCUCUCCAGCCUUUCCAAAACCAAAAGCUUGAGUAAAAGCGUAAGGAAUGGAUUAAACGGUGUGUUUAUCUUCUCUAAUGCAAUCUUUAGCGUGCCCAGCUAACUAGCUUACUACCUACAGUAGUAACCAAGCGUCUCUUACAGGGCCAAACAGCACAUCCUUAAUUAAUUUGCCAAGUUACAGCUAAAAAAAUCCUUCAAGCAACAGGUAAGUUGCUGACAAUUUUGCGUGCUAAGCGGCCAUCUUUAUCAAACAGACAUAGCAACUGUAACUAAGUGGGAUGGAGCUUAAUGGUCAGUUUAUAAUAAGUCGUCUUUUACUGUCAAGAAACCAAAUGUACUGUCAUCCGGUUUAUAAUGAAAAAAUUAUAUUCUAGUUUCACCAAACAUUUUCCAUGUUUAUUUCCUUCUGCUAUGUGCAUUUGUUUACCAAUGGAAGUGUUGUUGAUCAUGGGGUCCUCAGCUUUUAUAUGAUAUAUCUGAAUGUUAUUGAGCAUUGUUAUUUAAUUCUUGUCUCCACUGUAUGUAUAUAUUCAAAAUAAGAUGAGGUGCAUAUAUGAAUCAUGAAGAUUAAACUAUGGUACUGUAUCACCGACGUGAUGAGAAUUGAAAUACUUUUGUUCAAUAAAUUUUUUUGAAGAAUUCUAAAA